UCAAUUUUUCUCUCGAGCUCCCUCCUCUCCCUUUGUCAUUCUAGCUGCCUCCGCAGCGCAGCGUCCCUCUCGCUCUCUCUGAGCUGCCUGCCUGCGCCUUAGACAGACAGGGUGCGCAAAGCAGGAUUAGCUGGGACCUGCCUUGGUGACCCCAUGGCAUCCCCCAGAACCAUAACUAUUGUGGCCCUCUCAGUGGCCCUGGGACUCUUCUUUGUUUUCAUGGGGACUAUCAAGUUGACCCCCAGGCUCAGCAAGGAUGCCUACAGUGAGAUGAAACGUGCUUACAAGAGCUAUGUCCGAGCCCUUCCUCUGCUGAAGAAAAUGGGGAUCAAUUCCAUUCUCCUCCGAAAAAGCAUUGGUGCCCUUGAGGUGGCCUGCGGCAUUGUCAUGACCCUGGUACCUGGGCGUCCCAAAGAUGUGGCCAACUUCUUCCUGCUCUUGCUGGUGUUGGCUGUGCUCUUCUUCCACCAGUUGGUUGGUGAUCCUCUCAAACGCUAUGCCCAUGCUCUGGUGUUUGGAAUCCUGCUCACCUGUCGCCUGCUGAUUGCCCGCAAGCCUGAAGAUCGAUCUUCUGAGAAGAAGCCCUUGCCAGGGAAUGCUGAGGAGCAACCCUCCUUAUAUGAGAAGGCCCCUCAGGGCAAAGUGAAGGUGUCAUAGGAAAGUGGAAGUGCAGAAAGUGGACCUCCCAGGCAGUUGCCUUCAUGACACCCAAGAAGAUGUCAGUGUGUGUGUUUUUCAUUUGAUUUAUUUAUCUUGGGGGAAAGGGGAAAAUAUAAUCUCCGAGUUAACGACCCUAUUGGCUUUUGUACAUCUAUACCCUAAGAUGAGCUCCUCACAUUGACAUUUGUGCACCACCUUUAAUCACUUUGGGGCAACUCUCACAUCUUGCUGCAUGUACAUGUAUACGGCAACUAUUGAAGUGUAUUUGUGAGAUGGACUCCAGCAAGCAUGUGACUGUGAGAUUAUGUGUGGGAAAAAUGUAUUUAACUACUCUGUGUGUGAGCACACACACACACCUGUGGAGAAGGCUCUAAUCUUGAACUAAUCCUGCACGGAUAUCCUUCCUUUCAUAAAUUCCAGCAAAGACAGAGUAAAAUAGACCUAUUAAGAGAAUCCUGCUUACCCCUAGUAUAAAACAUAUGACACAGUCCCACUGGGGGAGUUUCUCAACAGAUUAAGCCAAAAAGUUAAACUCACCAUUUUAGGAAAAAAGUUUUGUCAAUUGGAGACACUGACUUAUUUGUAAAGUUAAUUAGCCUCUAUCCAAACGGUUGUUUCAAUGCUAAAUAUUCCAUAUCGAGUUUAACUAAAACAAGGGAUACAUGCAGUUAAUAAUCUAAUCUUCAAGUGCUAAUCUAGGAGGUUUCACUUUGCCUUUGUCUGAGCCCUACCUAUUAAACCCCUUUACUCACAGUUUGAGACUGAACUGUAAACUUGAUACCAGAUUUAAGAAAAAAAAAAAAAGGCCCUUUUUUUCCCUUUUUUUUUUCUUUCUCUUUUUCUUUCUUUCUUUCUUUCUUUUUGUAAGCCCAAAGCUUCCCCACUCCCACUACUCUCAGCAACUAACCAGAUCUGGCAGCUUGCUCCACUGUUGUGGGUGAGGGAACAGGGAUCAGUCCUGUUAGAAGUCUGUGAAUCUCAAACUCUAGUGUUUUCCAAAAGCAUAUGAAAUUUGACAAACGAGCUAUAACCAGUGUGUCCUUGCCAAACAAAUCCAUACUCCCGAUUGAGUCUUCACUGAACUUUGCUAGUGUAAGCAGAGUUCCAGGUCACCCCCAGGGUUGUCUCUAUACCUCUUUUUAUCAUUCUAGUGGGUGUAUAUCUGGGGGAAGGACAUUUGACAUGGGUUAGUUGGAUUGAGCAGUAUGAAAUUUACGUUCUUCAUUACAUACUGCUGUUUCUCCUUGUUAGAUGUGCUUUGAUGGUUUUACUAUUAUUGUGCCAGGGAUGGGGAAAGGGGUGGGGGUUUGUGUGUGUGUGUGUGGGGAGAGUACUUAUUAUUGUAUUUUCUUCAGUGUCAUUGUUCUUAGUAAUUGAUACCUCUCUUAUUUCUCUCAUUCUUUCAAAAUAAAAGUUUUUGAAAUUUGGAGGAAACUGUCUGGAUAUAUACUGAGAAUCUGGAAAGAAAGUGUUGUGUCAAAAGAUUCAGGAUCCUCCCCCCUUGCCUUUUUUGAAUCUAGGUGAGGGGGGGGAAAAGGAGUAUAAUCACUUAAUAUAUUAAUGAGGGUGCCGGUUUUCCAAUCUCGUUUAAGUUCCCCCACACUUUUGUGAUGUUAGUAC
Messenger RNA from Tupaia belangeri chinensis (Chinese tree shrew), 2280 nucleotides. It is a transcript of the gene TMEM35A, whose product is annotated as transmembrane protein 35A. Gene Ontology annotation, biological process: chaperone-mediated protein complex assembly; positive regulation of protein localization to cell surface. Gene Ontology annotation, molecular function: acetylcholine receptor regulator activity. NCBI's taxonomy places the organism in Eukaryota, Metazoa, Chordata, Mammalia, Scandentia, Tupaiidae. Gene Ontology annotation, cellular component: endoplasmic reticulum. The record is from RefSeq and is a predicted model, not a curated record. The transcript has 2 exons. Bases 154 to 657 code for a protein of 167 amino acids.